Apis florea (little honeybee) is the source of this 1249-nucleotide messenger RNA. RefSeq names its product crooked (gene crok). Gene Ontology annotation, biological process: positive regulation of voltage-gated potassium channel activity; regulation of synaptic transmission, cholinergic; sleep. NCBI's taxonomy places the organism in Eukaryota, Metazoa, Arthropoda, Insecta, Hymenoptera, Apidae. The record is from RefSeq and is a predicted model, not a curated record.
GAGUGAGUUCAGUGGCGUGGUCACUCGUAGGCGUGGGUAGUUGAAGUAAUUAAAAGUUACGGUUUGUUGCGAGUGUUAAAGUUCUUAUUAAGUGAUCUCCAAUUUCUAAAAGAAUGAUUAAGAAAAUAAAUUUUUCUAUUUUAUUGGCAGUAUUAUUCUUUUCUUGUUGCAUUCAAGAAGGAUUAUCUAUCAAAUGCUGGGUAUGCAGAUCUGAUUCAGAUCCAAAAUGUGCAGAUCCAUUUGAUAAUACUACUGUGCCUAUAACUGAUUGCAAACAAGAACCCGAUUUAGAACAUUUGCCAGGUGUGAGACCUACUAUGUGUCGUAAAAUUCGUCAAAAAGUUAAUGGUGUAUGGAGAUAUUUUCGUAGUUGUGCUUACAUGGGAGAACCAGGAAUUGGUGGCGAUGAAAGAUUUUGCCUUAUGAGAACAGGAACAUAUAAUAUAUUCAUGGAAUAUUGUACAUGUAACAGUAAGGAUGGCUGCAAUACAGCUUCAUAUAAUCAUGGAAGCAUAUUUGUUUCUAUCAUAGUUUUAGCAAUUUCAUUAAGACAUGUACUUGUUUAUACUUAAUAUUUUUGACCAAAGAUUACAUAUAGAUUUAAUUAGAGUAUAUGUAUUUGAACAUAUUUUUUUUUUAUAACAAACAUUCUUAAUUUGUACUUACUAAUGACAUUCUUCUCGACAAUCAUACAAUCUUUAGAAAAAUAUCAUAUAUAUCAUUUCAAGCUAAAUUGAAAGAAUUACUCAAACAUUAUAUAAUAUCUUAUAUAAUCAAGUAGCGUUUUAUAAACAUUUGUGCCUUACGAGAGAGAUAAUAAUGAACAAAAUAUUCUAAGGUAAUUUUUAGAUAUCUUUUUAUCUUUUCUCAGAGUAUUGUAAUAUUUUAUAGAAAUAUAUUUUUAUUAAUAUAAUAUACAUUUUAAUAUAAAAAUAUAUGUUUGUAUUAUAUUUAUAUUUUAGAUUUUCUUAGUACAAAGAACGAAUAUUAUACUAAUCAAGUAUAUUGAAUUUAUAUUAACAUUUAGCAUACGUAGCAAUAUAAAUAAGACUGUAAAUUCCGUCCAUUAUUAAAUCAUUUAGUACUAGUAUAAAACAAUUGUGCUUUUGUAUUUUUGUAUCCAUUUUCUGGUUAAUUAUUAAAUGUCACAAAAAUAAAAUCAUUGCUCGCAUAAUGCAUCAUUCCUUAUACAUUUUGUACAUGUGUAUGAUAAAAAGAAAUAAAUAAAGAUACAUGGAAAAUAUUAUGU